This is a messenger RNA of Clonostachys solani, 444 nucleotides long. Lineage: Eukaryota; Fungi; Ascomycota; Sordariomycetes; Hypocreales; Bionectriaceae. The record is from the annotation of a GenBank genome assembly.
AUGCAGGAUCUUCUUGACUUGAAGCUGUACAAACGAGCGCCAUUUCUCGCCUACCUUUCCGCAUGUAACACAGGAUAUAUCUCAUCGGAAGGGCUUCCCGAUGAAGGACUACACCUUAUCAGUUCAUGUCAGGUGGCUGGUUUCCGCCAUGUCAUUGGGACGUUGCGCAUGGUCAACGAUGAGAUAUGUUAUCAUGUUGCCAAGAUGACCUAUAAUUGGAUCAAGAAAGAAAAGUUAACCGAUGAUUCCGUGAGUGAGGGACUUCACCAUGCUAUCAGAAGCCUUCGGGAUGAAUGGGUCCUUAAUGAUGAUGAAACGAGAGCUGAACAACGGAUUAGAGAGGCAACAUAUGGGAAGAAGGAGGAUGUAUCCCAGGAUAGGGAUAUGGUUCCCUUAGGCGGGGGAUCUAUCUCUUGGGCCCCGUUUGUUCACUUCGGUAUUUAG